Molecule: messenger RNA, 1628 nt
Organism: Solenopsis invicta (red fire ant)
Lineage: Eukaryota; Metazoa; Arthropoda; Insecta; Hymenoptera; Formicidae
Exons: 4
Coding region: 569-1162 (197 amino acids)
Source: RefSeq, a predicted model, not a curated record
CGCGCACGGUUCGUGGCAGUAAUAACGGGAACGGUAAAGUCUCUGUACCGUAUCGCGAAACUGUGCUUAAACGAUGUAAGAGUGAAUAACGUGUCGUACAAAUAAACGAUUGUUCCGUUUGGACAAGGAAUCAUUGGGAUACGGUCACGAGAUGUUAAAUCGUGAAAAAAUACGCGAUGUAUUCACCGUUACCAUUAACGAGAAUCACCUGCUAAAUCUUCGUACUUGCCGAUGGCCGAUCGUGGCCGCUAGUAUAGCAACGGCCAUCGUGAUGAACCGCUAACGUUGGUCGAUGACAACACAUCGAAUCUUAUUAACUUGAGUCACGUGCGAUUUUGUUAUUAAUUAAUUUACAGUUACCGAGAGCUCGGUUCGUUCGCAUGGGAACUUGUUACUUUCCGAUAUCGGUUUUUAUAAGUUUACAUAGCAGAACUUUAUCUCGAAACUUUGUGCCCGUUGACGAAACUCGUCGCAGGUUUCAUUCGCAAUUUCGUUCUUUUGUGAGUUCGAUAUUUCGCUGUUCGUAGGUAGUUACAUAUGAUUCGAGAAAACGUUAACACUUUGCCGUAUGAAAGUUAUGUCAGACUACCGACUUUCUUUUCUCGUUGGAUGCUUGAAUUGGUUGAUUUUCCUUGCCGGCUCCACGGUUGUCCAUGAGAACGCAACGGAAAUCGAUGUCGCUCCCAGAAUCUUAUCGCGACCCAAGAGGUACUUGAUUUUUCCUCAGGGUAGUAAUUUUCAGUUAGUGUAUUGUCUGACUAUCGGAGCGUACGGCCGUGACGGUGAUUUGGUGCUGGGACUGACAGCUGCCUUAGCCUGGGAACUUCCGAAUAAGGUCGACUCAAAGAUAUCGAAUUUGCUUCACCGUAGAAGCCGGAGCGUCGUAUAUCCGAAAAUGGAGGCUUUCUUGCAAUCCGCCGGCCUCGACGGCAGAUCCUGCGUGAUGAGGGCACUCUGCGAGGCGGGCCAACGAGAUUCCUCUCAAAUAGGCACAGGAUCCUUCAUUCAAGAGCUCCUCCACGCAAUUUUCACAUUGCCAAGGGACGGUGCUACAUUCGAACGAUCGGAGGACCGCGCUUACGAUCGCGCAUACGAGACGGGCGGAAACUGCGAACGGAUGUAUCCCACGUGUCGACACUCCAUUUACGACGUGGACUUUUGAAGUUGCGGCAGAAGCUGCGACAGUCCCCCUCAUCUCGCCUACAAAGCCGCGGCGUCCUACAAAACUGCGGAACGCAAAUCUGAUGGGAAACUUGCCGCGAAGUGACGACCAAGUUUUUUCUGGCAGCCAGCCCAAUCCGCGGCGAUUUUUCUGCUUGACGUUUCGGUGGUUUCGCGCGUUAUUCCGCGACGCAUCCGACUGACGGCUGAUAAAACGAUCGACCUGUUGUGCUGAUGGUUUAUCGUCGUUACGAACAUUUCAAAUGUGUCGAUCAAAUGUGAUAUCGUUUGUUCUUUAUUGAAAAAGAAGAGACACAGCUAUGUGAGAGAUGUAAGCUCCAUUCGUCCAAUAUAUCAAUCGUAUAAAAUUUGAGUUUGUAGAUACGUCUGUCAUUUUGAAAAAGAUUAUUUAAUUUAAUUAAAUAUUUUUAAUUUAGUAUGUUUUAAUUAGGUAUAUGUUAACAUUA